CAGACAAUAUGCUUUUCUAUCUCGCUCUCUUCAAAUGUCACACGCGCUCUGAUAUGUUCACGCGCUUAAAAUAGAGACAAAACUCGUGUAUCUCUUUCGUCCACCAUUUUCAUCUCUCUCUCGAAGCUUCGUCAUGCGUUAUCUUCUCUAAACACCAUAGAUUCCCGAUUCGAUUCCUUCUCCGAAACCUUAGAAACUUUCCCCCGAAUCCAAGAUCCAAUCAAUGGCCGUCAUCCCCGGAUCAGAUCCACCUUCACGAAUCCACCCCGAACCCCAACCCCUAGAACAAAUCGACCACUUCGAUCGGCUCCCAGACUCGAUCCUCCUCCUCGUCCUCAACAGAAUCGCCGACGUCAAAUCCCUCGGCCGAUGCUGCGCCGUCUCCCGCAGAUUCCACUCCCUCGUUCCCCAGGUCGAAAACGUCGUCGUCCGCGUCGAUUGCGUCAUCUCCGACGACGAUAACUCCUCCCUAUCCUCGGUUAAACCCCCCUCCGCCGCGUCCUCGUCUUUCUCCGCCGUAUUUAGCCUCGUCGUCGGCGGCAUUGUCAAGCCGUUGCAAGCCUUAGGUCAAUUACUCGGCACGAAUAGAUCUUCUUCCGCGUCUUCUCUGUUUAUGAAUGGAGAGAUCGAACAAGGAGGCGUCACGCACCAUUCUCCUACGCAGGUUUUGAGAAACUUCGAUGAGAUUCGUUUCUUGCGGAUCGAGCUACCUAGCGGCGAGCUCGGUAUAGACGAAGGAGUCUUGUUGAAAUGGAGAGCUGAGUUUGGCUCAACGUUAGAUAACUGCGUGAUCCUCGGCGCAUCCUCAGUGAUUCAACCCAGUCCAAUGGAAAUUUCUCAUACGCUUCAAGCUCCCGACGCCUCCGAGGAUAACGGGAGUAUACCGGAAUCGUUUUACACUAACGGAGGUCUAAAGCUCCGUGUUGUAUGGACAAUCAGCUCAUUGAUUGCCGCAUCAGCACGACACUACUUGCUACAGCCUAUAAUCUCAGAGCACAAGACGCUGAAGAGUUUAGUGCUCACUGAUUCAGAUGGGCAAGGUGUGCUUUGUAUGAACAAGGAUCAGCUUGAAGAGCUUAGGGUGAAACCGUUGUCAGCUUCGUCGGCUUCGAAGAGGACCCUUGUGCCUGCCUUGAACAUGAGACUAUGGUAUGCUCCGAGUUUGGAGUUGCCUGAUGGAACUGUGUUGAAAGGUGCGACUUUAGUGGCGAUAAGGCCUAGUGAGUCGAAGAAGGAUGUGUCUGAUGCGAAUUGGGUGUCUUCGGCUUUUGAGGAGCCUUACGAGACAGCUGCUAAGAUGCUUGUUAAGAGAAGGACGUACUGUCUAGAAAUGAACUCCUUCUAGCUUGAAGGGUUUAUAAGUCAUAUCCGCGGAGAAGAAGAGAAUGAACUAAAUCCAGUUUUGAUGAAUGAUGAAUCCAGAAACCAAUCAUGUUGCCUACUACAUCUGCUAGCAAUUUUUUUUUCUUGGGAGCUUACGCUUAUGCAGGAUCACAGUGUCGUAUAUCAACAAAUUACUUAUGUCAUGUAAGAGCUUUUUUUGGCAUGUCAAGUCUUCAGCUUUGUAUACUUUUAUGUGAAUAUUUGUAGGUAUGAGAAAUACAUUUGCUUGUCACUAAAAAGUUAUUUAAGGGAAAGCAAAAAACAGAGUCAACUUUUUUUUUUCUGA
Molecule: messenger RNA, 1669 nt
Organism: Brassica napus (rape)
Lineage: Eukaryota; Viridiplantae; Streptophyta; Magnoliopsida; Brassicales; Brassicaceae
Product: F-box protein At5g46170-like
Exons: 2
Coding region: 224-1345 (373 amino acids)
Molecular function (GO): protein binding
Source: RefSeq, a predicted model, not a curated record